UCUGGUUUCAGUAAGGUGUUCGAUACAGACUGAUUUUCGUACUGCGUAUAAAUACAAAAUUAUCAUUAAUAUUUUUCGUGUCAGUACAUGGUCAUCAGUAAAUUAGAACCUAAUCGAGUGGGCAUGGGUUCUGAUCAACAGUUCUGUCUGCGAUGGCACAAUUACCAGAGUAACCUUCUUGCAACAUUACCGCAGUUCUUGGACAGUGACAAUCUGACUGAUGUCACAUUAUCAGCUGGUGGACGAAGUAUUCGAGCACACAAGGUUGUCUUGUCUGCUUGUAGUCAGUAUUUUAACGAGCUUUUCAAGGUGCUGCAUCCAAUACAACACCCUGUUGUAGUUAUACCAGGGACAACAUUUUCAGAUCUGUGUGCACUUGUAACAUUCAUGUAUAGUGGAGAAGUUAACAUAUAUCAGGAACAGCUUCAGGGUCUCUUAAGCAUGGCAGAUGCCAUGCAGAUCAGAGGACUAGCUGAAGUCAGUGGGGGUGGAAAAAAUACUGUUCCAAGAAAGGAAAAUUGUGGACAAAUGAAACGUUCGAGGUUGUCUAUGCAGACACCUGGAGGGACAGACAUUAUGAAUGCAGAAGGAAGUAGUGACCAGUGUGGACUACAGCCCUUGCAGGCAGAACCUGUUGCUAACAAUUCACAAUAUCAGAAGGGCAGAAAUGACAGUAAGUGUGGAUUCCCCAACAGGCGAACAUUGACAGCCCAGCACUCUAAAGAUGAUGCAAGUAUACAGCACAGUAGUGGAAUAAAGCAUGAAUUAGGGAAUUGCAAGGCAGCCGCUGAUACAUUGGAGCAUUUUUCUGAGUUACAGACACCUGAAUAUACAAGUAGCUCAGCAUCUCUCAAUGACAAAGACGGGGCAAGCUAUGCUAAGGACAAGACAUCAUCUGCAAUUCCAAGUCUUAGUUCUGUACAAGAGUCAAUGUCUCAAAUUAAAGUUGAGACUGAAAUGGACACCAGUGAGAUGAAUAAUACUCAGGAAACGCUGGAUGUUUUUGUAGAAUCUGAUUACAAAUCAUCAGCGAGAGUUUCUCACUCCAGUAGCGCUAAUGAAAAACAUCAGUUGUACAGUAAUGAAAUGGAUGUUAUAUUGGGACAACAGUCCCCUCCUUCAGAUGACUCUGGUGGAAGUGUCUGUAACACAGACAGAAUGCAACAUAGUUCAAACACAGCUUUAACCAGUUUGAAACUGAAAGCUUCAUCUGGCCAAUUUAGUAAAUUCUAUCUCCCAAAUCCCACUACAAGCAACACUAGCAAGCUAUAUGCCACAUGCUUUGUUUGUGGUAAACAGCUAAGCAACCAGUAUAAUUUGCGUGUCCAUCUGGAAACACAUCAGAAUGUUAAUUAUGCAUGUAGUGUUUGUAGUCAUAUAUCCAGGUCUCGAGAUGCUCUGAGAAAGCAUGUAUCUUAUAGGCACCCUGGUGAAGCUCGGGAAAAAGUAGGUUUUGGGGGUCUUAUAAAAGAUGCUCGUAUUUCUGGAGGAAGUGCUUCAAGCACAUCAAAGAAAUCUAAAAUAACAGAUAAUACUGAGGAUGAUAAACCCGUCUCAACAUAAAAGAUAUAUUUCUGGAAACAAAAUAUCAAUACUAGUAUAGAUGAAGA
Schistocerca nitens (vagrant locust) is the source of this 1610-nucleotide messenger RNA. RefSeq names its product protein abrupt. Gene Ontology annotation, cellular component: nucleus. The transcript is spliced from 5 exons. Lineage: Eukaryota; Metazoa; Arthropoda; Insecta; Orthoptera; Acrididae. The coding region runs from base 88 to 1563 and encodes 491 amino acids. Gene Ontology annotation, biological process: regulation of transcription by RNA polymerase II. The record is from RefSeq and is a predicted model, not a curated record. Gene Ontology annotation, molecular function: protein binding.